AUGUCGUCCAAGCCUGCAAUCGUACAUCGCCCUGGGUAUUCGAGGCUAUGGACGGAGGAUGGCAACGACAGACGCGCGCCAAAUUGCUCUGAAGAAUUACAUAUCCAACAUGCUACAGAUUUCGAAACUGCUGCCGCCGUGCCUGUCGCUACCAUUAUUGCAACUCCACUAAGCCAAACGCCCACGAAGGUGCCGAUCUCGUCAUCUGGAGACUUGUCCGACGCGUCGCACCACUGCAAGACUUCUGAGAGUAUCAAACGUAAAACCCUAAACUCCCCGAUCGCCAUCGUCAUAAUCCUCCUCGCCGCAUUCUCGACAGCCUUCUCUGCGAUAUUCCUGGUUGUUGGUCUACAUGGCCCCAGCUAUGGGAAAUACAUUGGAAAACAUGGUGGGCUCAGUCCUUCAAAAGCCGCUUUCCUGACGACAUUGGACGCCAAGCUAGUCGAGUUAUCCUUUGCAACUAUUUCUGUUGCAUUCGUGGGGCAGGUGCUGGCUCGUCGGGCUGUGGAGCAGCAGAAGAAAACCGGAGCCGGCAUCACUCUCGCUGAGAUGAACAUGCGGACAUGGAUCAUGCAGCCUGGGACAUUGUUGACUCAAUGGCAGAGCACUCGAUAUGCUAGCCUAUCCAUGUUGGGCUUUGUGUCAGUUAUAGCUGCUACCAUGACGCUGCUUUACACGUCUGCAGCUACCGCACUGGUGCAACCGCAGCCGGUAAUGCUCUGGACGCCUAAACAACUUCAGACCCUGGUCAGGACACAGUCGAUCAACCCCGACUAUCUUGCAGACGGCUGCAAGACCCCAAUACGGCCCAUAUACGACAAAGAAUUCAAUGAUUCGAAGCCCGAUCUUUCCAAAGGAACAUGCUUACAAGUGAAUCUUGGGUCGGGCGCCUUGUACGAUCUAGGAAAGUUCCUCGGCACAUGGACAGAUAUAGUGGCGAGGUCCAGAUCUGGCAUCGUAAGCCCAGAAAAUCGGCCUGCGGGCACCACAUUACUCUAUGAUAAUACGACCAUCCAACCCGCAUGGAUCGAAAUAGCGCCUGUGACACAGUCAGCAUUCUCGGAUUACAGGAUCAACAAUGCCACUAUGGCUUUGCCCCAUCCGGGAAUCAUACAGGCCGCUCAAGGUCCAGUGAACAAUUUGCCGCCACACAGCGGUCCAGAUGUGCAGCUCGAGAUACGAGCCUCUUUACGCAGUCCAGUUUUGAAUGUGAUCUGCGUCACAAUGAACACGACACAGGCACGACCGUUCGUAUACAGCAUGUGGGACGGUCGAAACAGAACUUCAUGCAACGAGACGGACUGGUCAUCCAGCGGACCUGGUGGGACAUGGCCACGAUGCUCAAGUUACCCAAAUAACCUUAACCGUUACCUCAAUGGAACGGAGUUUGAUGACAUCUUCCGCUGGGGUGAAAAGUACGGUGUACUUAGAUACCCUCCCAUAUUUCCUAUACUUCCCAAGGACUACAAUACGAUCCUCAACGAUUCGGUAGGCUUUUUCGGUUGGGGCUCGACCUCUAUAUACAUGUUGGGUAAGGGCGACCCUACCGAUUCUAGGAACCGAUCGACGAAUGUAAACAUGGAGGACACGAACUACGCUCUCUGUGGUAUAUCUGCUGCCAUCACGCCCUUCUGCUCCACCCGCUACAACGUCACGGCAGGCGGCGCGAAAUUGCAAGUAGUAUGCGACGAUGAUGAUCCUUAUCAAUACAUCAAGAGUGCACGAAGUGCGCCUAGCGGCAAUUCGACACUGUCGAAGGACUUCGUCAAUAUUGCCGGUGAAUGGGCCAGAAGUACCACACUCAACGCUGGGCUACUACAUGGUAACGCCAGUGUCGGUCGUCUACUCACACAAUUGAUCGUCACGUCAGAGCAUCUGGCCUCGAACUUGCCUUCCACGGCAGAGUCACUCGCGGUCUUAGGUGCUAACCUGCUGAUCCAAAGCUCGAUGGAUUCUCCAGCAACUAUGUUCUGGAAUUACACUGACACGCAAAUCGACGGCUCGUACCAGUAUUUUAACGCUUCAGUCCGAAUGCAGCAGUAUAAGAGUGGCGGUACUCAACCCUACGAAGAAGCAUUUACUAUUGUGUUGAUCGUCGUAUUUGCCAUGAGCGUUCUCAUCCUGGCAUACUUCCUAUUCCACCGCUACUGGUACACCGAUUCCAGCGAACCCACGCACCUCUUCACGCUCGCAUUACAGUCACCAGCGAGUGACAAGAUUGCAGGCAGCUGUGCCACUGGACCGAUUGGAGAGCAGUACAACAUCAGGUGGCAAGUUGAUACUGACGAUGGACAUUACUACGUUACUCCUCAGGAUGAAUCAAUCUCAGGUCACGGCAGCGACAUGAAGAAGAGGCGUGGUUGGAAAGAGGAUGUCGAGCUUUUGCUGCGCAAGUAG
Molecule: messenger RNA, 2397 nt
Organism: Cercospora beticola
Lineage: Eukaryota; Fungi; Ascomycota; Dothideomycetes; Mycosphaerellales; Mycosphaerellaceae
Source: RefSeq, a predicted model, not a curated record